Cottoperca gobio is the source of this 1750-nucleotide messenger RNA. RefSeq names its product protein Wnt-4-like. The record is from RefSeq and is a predicted model, not a curated record. Bases 109 to 1185 code for a protein of 358 amino acids. Gene Ontology annotation, molecular function: cytokine activity; frizzled binding. Gene Ontology annotation, cellular component: extracellular region. The transcript is spliced from 8 exons. NCBI's taxonomy places the organism in Eukaryota, Metazoa, Chordata, Actinopteri, Perciformes, Bovichtidae. Gene Ontology annotation, biological process: cell fate commitment; multicellular organism development; neuron differentiation.
ACAGGCAGGCAGACAGGCAGACAGAGAGACAGACAGACAGAGAGACAGGCAGACAGGCAGACAGACAGGCAGGCAGACAGACAGGCAGACAGACAGACGGACAGUCUGAUGCCAACUGUCUCCACUGUCAAUCUCACGGCACCACUCCUCCUCCUGUUGCUAUGGGCAACCCAUCCCACCAUGGCAACCAACUGGCUCUCCCUGGCGAGGCUGCCUCGCUCCAGGCCCGUGUCCGGUGCUGCCCCAUGUGCGCGGCUGAGGGGGCUGACCCCAGGGCAGGUGGGGGUGUGCAGGGCGCGAGGGGAGGUCAUGGAGUCCGUACGCAAGGCAGCCGAGAUGGUCAUAGAAGAGUGCCAGCACCAGUUCAGGAAUCGCCGCUGGAACUGUUCCACCACUGCACGUGGGAUCAACGUAUUUGGCAGAGUCAUGAACCAAGGGACUCGUGAGGCGGCCUUUGUGCACGCUCUGUCCUCAGCAGCGGUGGCCGUGGCUGUGACCCGGGCCUGCACCCGCGGGGAGCUGGAGAGGUGCGGCUGUGACAGGAAGGUCAGAGGGGUCAGCCCCGAGGGCUUCCAGUGGUCCGGCUGCAGUGACAACCUGUCGUACGGCGUGGCUUUCUCCCAAACAUUUGUGGAUGAACCAGAACGAGCCAAAGGGCUGUCGGCGGGGCGACCACUCAUGAACCUCCACAACAACGAGGCCGGCCGAAAGGCCAUCCUUCACAACAUGCAGGUGGAGUGUAAGUGUCAUGGCGUCUCCGGCUCCUGUGAGUUGAGGACCUGCUGGAAGGUUAUGCCUCCUUUCAGGCGCGUCGGCGUUGUGCUCAAGGAGCGCUUUGACGGAGCCACAGAGGUUCGCCUGACUCGUAUAGGAUCCAGGACAGCCCUGCUCCCCCGUGACCCGCAGGUCAAACCCCCUGCUGCCAGAGACCUCCUGUACCUUGCACCCUCUCCAGAUUUCUGCCAUCUCGACCCUGACAACGGUAUCCCCGGCACUGCUGGUCGGAGAUGUAACGGAACCUCUCGGCUGGCACCGGACGGCUGCGAGCUGGUGUGCUGCGGGCCGGGCUACAGAGCGGGCCGGGCCGAGGUGGUGCAGCGCUGCUCCUGCAAGUUCUCCUGGUGCUGCUCAGUCCGCUGCCAGCAGUGCAAGAACACAGUCACCAUUCACACGUGCAGAGUCUGAGAGCGAGCGAGCGGAAAGAUCCGAACAAACCACUCGACAGACACUCAUGAACACAAGACGGGACGAGGACAACAUAGACGAUAACACACCUAACUCACACCUUUAGCACCACGUUAUCUUAAGUUCUGGUCUUCAUGUAACUCACUUUCCGACUGGAGCAGUUUGAGGAGUCUGUGGUCAAAGCUGCAAAGUUAGAGCACAUGUAAAAACAAAUCUAAGAACAAAAUCACAAAGCAUCAAAAGUAAGUAAGGUAUAUAUAAACACACACACACACACACACACACACUCUACAGUUAGUCUCACGUUGAACUGACAAAGCGUUUAAAGCUGAUCUUAACCACGACUAACAGGGAACCUUUGCAGCACUAUUCUUUAUUAUUUGUAUGCAUCAUAGACUAGCAGGUCUCUGAACAUGUACUGUAUUUAUGUCUUCUCUAUUCUGCUUUAUUUAUUUGUAUAUCUGAGUCUUUGCUUUAAUUCAGCGACAUCUUAAAUAGCAAAUCCACUUACAUCAGUGUCUGUCUUGUGUGUUGCCCCCCACCUUCAUGUGACUCCUCUGUGUGU